CCUCAUACUACGUUAAAUGUCAAUAACGCAGUAAUUUUUAUUUUGUAAUUCAGUGAUGCAGGUUUUGAAAUCUAGCAUAACAAUCAUUACCACUUGUCUAUCAGAUGUAAAUGUUUUAAAAGUAGUAAGUCAUUCAAUCAGUCAGCCAGUAAGUGAACAAUUUAUGUAGUAAAGGUGACACUAAAUUAUAGCAAAAAGGUAAUAAAUAGGUGAACGAUACUGCUGCUGUUGGAUUAUGGAAUGAAGGAUAUUACUUCAUAGGUUUCCGUAAGAAGUACUAAUUUUUAUCCUAGUGACAAAUGUGGCUGGUAGUUCUUCAAUGGUAUUCCUGCAGAAUAUGGAUGCCCUUACUAUUUUAAUAUUUUUUGUAGGAAUCUGAUGCUGUGGCUGAAUUAAGUGCACUUUUUCCAGACAAAAGUAUAGACACUAUCCGAGCAAUCUUGGCAGACAGUGGAGGAGAUAAAAGUGUGGCUGCAUCAAGGCUUAUCCAGUGGUCUGCUGGGACAUGUAAGCUACCUAUACAAGUUUAUUACUUAAAUGUGAAUAAUGGUAGAUCUCUGAACUUUACCUGUCUGUGAUGUUAUUACAACAAAGCAGAGGUCCUUGGUAUUGUGUAGUGGUAAGGUUGCGUGCAUUUUUUUGCUCCAACAUAAUUAUUUUUCUGAUUACCAUGGAACCCUUCAUUGGAGACAGUUAUACUUAUCUGUUCUUUCAUUUGGUUUUGAAAUUGUUAUUUCAUUUCAUUUGAAAUAAGAGCCCUUCAUUCGAUUUAGAGGUGCAUACUUAUAACAUGACCUAAGCUUUACAGAGUCUCAUAACAGAUAAUUUACUGAACUCCCCUUUUUUGCAAUUUCUUCUGCAAGGUGCCCUAAUGAACAGUGGGGACUCAGGUAAUGAAUACUGUACAGAAGAAGACAGUGACCUCAUGCAAUCACCAUUUGAAGCACAUGUAUCCUCAAGUACUGUCAGUACCUGUACUGACCCUGUUGCACAGUACAAACAAGAAACUCUGGAUGAAAAUGGCCCACCACUGAGAAUCUAUGUAAAUCGGAUGACGGAGGAGUUCACUGCAGAUGUUUUAUCCAUUUAUAAGAAAGCCAACCCAUGUUUUCGCUCAAACCUUCGAGUGCAAUUUGAAAAUGAAAGAGCAGUUGGCGAGGGACCUGUCAGAGAGUUCUUUAGCAUAUUAAUGGGAUUUGUUCAAAAUGGUCUUUACGUGGAUGAUCCUGGGCGGCUGACUAUGUUAUUUGAGGGCCAGACUGACCACAAAAUUCCAGUCCCAAAUGCGUUACUGUGUAAUUCUGGACUGUACACUAGUGUUGGACGGAUGAUUGCACAUUCUUUCUUGCAUGGAGGACCACCACUUUAUGGACUUUCCCCAGCAGUGCUUGAAUUUUGGACUCGUGAAAGCAUCAGUGAAGCUGUUACCAUGGAGGACAUCCCAGAUUAUGACCUUCGACAAGCCUUGAAGCAGGUACUCGCAUUGAUGAUCUUGUUUUGUACAGACAUUACUUACGUAUUUCUGUGUAAUGUUUCAGCAACAUGUUAGUGUUACUAACAAUAUUUAUUCUGGUUAAUUUUUGUUUGAUAUGGCACUUGUACUGUCCUGUUUAUAUUUGAAAAAAGGCACAAGUGUGUUCCAAAUAGGUGUAUACAUCUAUAAUGACACUAUAAGUUUAUAAUUUGUCGUAAGAAGCAUUUCAUUGUUCAGUCACAACACCAUAGCAAUUUAACGGUUUUGCAGUUAUCAAGUCUUGAUAAGGAUGAAGAACCCUCAGAUGCACUUAAAGAAUUCCUCUUGCCUUAUCGUGAUGAAGCGUCAGUACUUCAAGUGCCGCUAAGGGGAGAGAAACGGCACUUGGUUCUCCAGCAGAUAAUGCUGCACAAUGUGAUCGAAAAGCGCCACCGUGAACUGAAAGAUCUUGCUGCAGGAAUGAAUGAGCUUUCCCUUGUCAAUUACCUAAAGGCACACAAGGAAAUGGCCGCAGCCGUGUUUCCCAGGGAAUGCGAGUCAGUAAUUGACAAAGAAGAACUCAAGGGUAGGAUUUCCAUCGAGGAUGAAAACAACCCCCAAGGGCAAGUUAUCAUGGGAUUCUUGCAUCGCUUCAUCGAUGAAGUUAGCAGAGAAGCAGAAGGUAAGUGA
This is a messenger RNA of Porites evermanni, 2143 nucleotides long. Lineage: Eukaryota; Metazoa; Cnidaria; Anthozoa; Scleractinia; Poritidae. The record is from the annotation of a GenBank genome assembly.